AUGUACGACUCGACCGGCUGCGGCAGGCGGCACGGCAUCUUGCAGGGAUGGGUGGCUGAGACCCUGCUGGCAUUGCUGGCGAGCCGGCCAUCGGGGGCUCCUGGUCCAGCGACCUUGAAGGGGCUGGGGGAGCGGAGGGCUCAGCUCCAAGUUGUUCUGUCGCUGUUCUGGUUUUACUGGGACUUCACGAUGCUGCUCUUCAUGGUGGGCAACCUGAUCAUCAUUCCCGUGGGCAUUACCUUCUUCAAGGAGGAGACCACAGCGCCCUGGAUUGUGUUCAAUGUGGUCUCUGACACCUUCUUCCUGAUGGACCUGGUGCUGAACUUCCGGACGGGGAUUGUCAUUGAGGACAACACGGAAAUCAUCCUGGACCCUGAGAGGAUCAAGAAGAAGUACCUCAAGACCUGGUUUGUGGUGGACUUUGUCUCCUCCAUCCCCGUGGACUACGUCUUCCUCAUUGUGGAGAAGGGCAUAGACUCGGAGGUGUACAAGACGGCCCGCGCCCUCCGCAUUGUCCGCUUCACCAAGAUCCUCAGCCUCCUGCGGCUCCUCCGUCUCUCCCGGCUCAUCCGCUACAUCCACCAGUGGGAGGAGAUCUUCCACAUGACCUAUGACCUGGCCAGCGCGGUGAUGAGGAUCAUCAACCUCAUCGGUAUGAUGCUGCUGCUCUGCCACUGGGACGGCUGCCUCCAGUUCCUCGUGCCCAUGCUGCAGGAUUUCCCCCAGAACUGCUGGGUCUCCAUCAAUGGGAUGGUGAAUGACUCCUGGAGCGAGCUGUACUCCUUUGCCCUCUUCAAGUCAAUGAGCCACAUGCUCUGCAUCGGCUAUGGGAAGCAGGCACCCGAGAGCAUGACGGACAUCUGGCUGACGAUGCUGAGCAUGAUUGUGGGGGCCACCUGCUACGCCAUGUUCAUCGGCCACGCCACCGCCCUCAUCCAGUCACUGGACUCCUCCCGGCGCCAAUACCAGGAGAAGGGGGCGGCGCUGCGGCGGCACACAGCCAUGUACACCCCCGUCCAGCCCCGGGUCACCUCCGCCAUCGCCACCCUCCAGCAAGCCGUUGCCAUGAGCUUCUGCCCGCAGAUGGCCAGCCCGCUGGUGGGCUCCAUGGGCCUGGGCUCGCCCCACAUGAUGCGCCGCUUGCAGUACGCCCAGGCUGUGCCCAGCCCCUUCCCCUUC
Messenger RNA from Pygoscelis adeliae (Adelie penguin), 1179 nucleotides. RefSeq names its product potassium/sodium hyperpolarization-activated cyclic nucleotide-gated channel 2-like. Gene Ontology annotation, biological process: potassium ion transport; transmembrane transport. The record is from RefSeq and is a predicted model, not a curated record. Gene Ontology annotation, cellular component: membrane. The annotation marks the transcript as partial. Gene Ontology annotation, molecular function: voltage-gated potassium channel activity. The transcript is spliced from 5 exons. Lineage: Eukaryota; Metazoa; Chordata; Aves; Sphenisciformes; Spheniscidae.